ACAGACUGACCGUCGGACUAUCAUAGUCGUUUUUGACCUCCAGGGAUACGUUAACGACCCUCCUGGGCAUCGACCAAAACACAUUUCACACAAUUCCUGUAGAAAUUUUUGGAUUAAACUUUUUCCAUUGUGUAUAUAUUUUCAGAAACGAUGGCUGCAACGAGGGUGAUGGUGGUGCGGCCAUGGGAAGGCCUAGGAAGCAACAGUACAAACAAUAGCACAAACAAAAACAAGAACAACGACAAGGGAUCAAACGAGUUGAGCGAAGAGGUGAUGUGUGUUGCCAGAAAGGAACUGAGAGAGGAUGAAAAGACACGGACCCAUGCCCUCGACAACUUCAGAGACUGGAUCCUUAAAAAUAGGGAUCUUAAGGACAUCAGGACCGACGACAAUUUCCUUCUGAGAUUCCUUCGUGUGAAGAAGUUCAGCUUGCCAAUGGCGCAGGACAUGCUGCUUAAGUUUUUGAACAUGAAGCAGAUGUACGCCCACCUCUGCGGCAACCUGGAUUACCUCGAUCCUCCAAUUUUGGAAUUGAUUAACAAAGGGUUUUACUUCGUUUCACCGGUGAGAGAUCAACAUGGAAGGAGAGUGACCAUUGGAAUCGCAAACAACUUUGACCCUCACAAGUAUACGAACGUACACAUGGCGAAAGUGAUGCUUCUCACCUUCGAGACCCUGCUUGAAGAUGAGGAAACACAAAUAAUGGGCUUUACUCACUUCGUUGACGUUAAAAAUGCUUCUACUGCACAUGUCACACUCUGGAAUGUCACUGAAUUCGCCACCAUGUUUAAGUGGGGAGAGCAUUCAUACCCUAUGAGGCACAAAUCAGUUCAUCUCCUGAACGUUCACCCCGCCUUAAAGUAUGUCUACGACUUUGCCAAAUCAAGGGUGACCCAGAAGAUAAAAGACCGUUUUAAGAUACACAACAGUCUAAGCGAAGUGCACGCUGACAUUGAUCCAAGCGCCCUGCCAAAAGAGUACGGAGGUGUGAUUCCAAUGGCGGACAUGAUCGAAUCUUGGAAGCUUGAAUUGGGUAAGCAGCAUCAGAAAAUUCUUUAUGGUGACAAGAUGAAGCUUCUUGACAACAGCUGUGUUAUGAAGAAAAAGUCUGCCCAGAACAACAAUAUCGGUGAUAUAUCGGGGAGUUUUAGGAAACUAGAAGUUGAUUAAAUAAUAGUGACAAUAUGAAACUUGUUAAUAUACUUUUUAUUUCUUGUUUUAGAAAAAAGUGAAGAAUUUUUUGCCAAUAAAAGAUACAUUUCUGAUACUAUUGUUAUAGUAUCUAUCGUGAUAUUUCAAAAAUUUUAUAGUAUUAUUCUUCAAAGUGAUUAAUAGUUUCUUAUUUGUUACUAAAUGUGCAAGUAUUGGAAAACAAAAACUCUUAUUAUAUACAUCAAACAAUAACUCUUAAAAAAAAUUAAAUGAUAAACCAAGAUUUACUGUUUUUAAUUCAAUUUUCUUACUAGCAGAACAAUCAAUCAACACUAAUUAUAUUAAAUUUUUUUGCAGUAAUAACUACAUUUCGGUUUAAAUAUUUUGUUAUUUUA
Cimex lectularius (bed bug) is the source of this 1547-nucleotide messenger RNA. RefSeq names its product clavesin-2 (gene Cralbp). The transcript has 8 exons. Gene Ontology annotation, molecular function: phosphatidylinositol bisphosphate binding. The record is from RefSeq and is a predicted model, not a curated record. Bases 151 to 1170 code for a protein of 339 amino acids. Gene Ontology annotation, cellular component: membrane. Lineage: Eukaryota; Metazoa; Arthropoda; Insecta; Hemiptera; Cimicidae.